Messenger RNA from Nannizzia gypsea CBS 118893, 312 nucleotides. RefSeq lists its product as hypothetical. The record is from RefSeq and is a predicted model, not a curated record. Bases 1 to 312 code for a protein of 103 amino acids. Lineage: Eukaryota; Fungi; Ascomycota; Eurotiomycetes; Onygenales; Arthrodermataceae. The transcript is spliced from 2 exons.
AUGAGGCUGGCAGAGAGUCGAGCCCUCCAGCAGGAGCAGCAGCAGCAGCAGGAGGAUCAGUGGGAUGGGACGGACCGGACAGGGGGUCGCUCUUCGGGUCGGCAGGCGGGCGAUGAGAUGCAACUGGGGGAAAAGAAAAGAAGACGAAGAAGGAAGAAGAAACGACGUCCCGGGUCCGAUGACUGCAUGGAAACACGAUGCGAUGCGCAGAUCAGUUGCAAGAAGAAGGCGAGAAGAGAGGGAAAAGACGACGACGACGACGGGAGGAGAGACGAGAUAUACCCGUUUGACCGUCGCAGGGCAUAUGCAUGA